GACUGAGAAACGACUCGUCCUCCUCAAGGACUCCUGGCACGAAGAAGGGGAUGAUUGUGAAGCUGAGAUCUACGACGAGCUCAAACAAAAUAACGUGCCUUUCCUUCCGAACGUCCUUCUCUCGAGAUGUUAAGAUCAUGGAUCAAGUACAAUACACAAAGUCUCAUGAAUAUUCUCGCCCUUCAGACUAUCCUGCGUGGCGUCUACCCUGCGAGGCCAUGCCCAAACUUGUUCAUCAUCGGCUCGUUCAGGAGCUUGUGUACCCGCUUGCAUCGGUUGUAUCCUCGAAGGAAAACCUUCAAGCUAUCCGCGAUGCAGUAGAAACGAUUAAAGUCGCACGUAAAGUCGGUAGAUCAUUACAUCGUGACAUCAGCACUGGAAAUAUUAUGAUCGGAAAGAAUGGUCGAGGGAUCCUCAAUGAUUGGGACCAAGCCAUCAAGCUUCUCAGCAGCAACGCACAUACGUACCGUACCGGCACUUGGGCGUUUAUCUCUGUCCACCUUCUUCGGAAUCCGAGGAAGCCACACGAUGUUUACGAUGACUUAGAGUCGGCCUUCUGGGUUUUGCUGUCCAUUUCUCUUGAAUACUUCCCACACCACCAGCUGCGAGGAAGGCCCCUUUCGCACGAUAUUUUCCACGAGAUACGUGACGUGAAUGAUCAAAUUUAUAGCGGUUGCCAUAAGGGACUUGGUCGUAUAUUCCGAACGUAUGUCUGCUUGGAUCUUGCUGAUGAAGGGCAGAUGGUUGGUGACGUUGACGGUGGUGUUGACAAUAUCAUCGACCUCUUCGAUAGCGCUCUUUCCUCUGAUGGUUGGGUCGAGGACGAUGUCGUUCAAGAGAUCGACCCAAAGAGACAACAACUCGAGGCCAGGGCCAUCAUCAAAACUGUUCGUCGCCCAUCGACAGUUGAGUAUGGCAACAAUUCCACAGAUACCAAGACCGCCCUGUCAACAAAUUAUCCUCGUUCCCAAUCUCUCGGAAAGGAUGUUAUUCAACAAAGAAAUCCCGCACCAGAGGCCGGACAUUCCCAGGCGCUAGCGAGCUCUCGUAGUUCACAGAAAAGAACCGCAGACGAUAUGCCACCUGAGCCACUCAUUCGCUCGAAGCGGCGGAAGAUGUCCACGACCCGCAGACCAAAAGCCCGGCCGCCAGCCCUUCCAGUGGUCCAACAUCGAUACCCCACACGUUCGAAAUUGAAUGCCUCGGACCACAGAAACAACUUCGUUGUGGAAAGGAACACUGAACUAGCACGAAUUCGCCAGACCAACAAGCCUACAUAUGGCGACUCGAAGCUGUCUCAACCUAAGUUCCAGGGGCCCGGAGCUUUCUCAUUCGUUCUUGAUAGAUAGACCCAAACUGGCGCUUUUGUUGGUAUUGCACAUGGUUUAAAGACACCCAAUAUGCCUGAUAUCCGAAUCUUUAGUGUAACGAUCGAAGGACGCAGAGUACAUGGGUAGAUGAAUAUAAAAAGUCGUAUCAUCGAAACCACAGACUUGAUACUGC
This is a messenger RNA of Somion occarium, 1503 nucleotides long. The record is from the annotation of a GenBank genome assembly. Lineage: Eukaryota; Fungi; Basidiomycota; Agaricomycetes; Polyporales; Cerrenaceae.